Messenger RNA from Euleptes europaea (tarantolino), 541 nucleotides. RefSeq names its product SYS1 golgi trafficking protein (gene SYS1). Gene Ontology annotation, cellular component: trans-Golgi network; Golgi membrane. Bases 29 to 499 code for a protein of 156 amino acids. The transcript has 3 exons. NCBI's taxonomy places the organism in Eukaryota, Metazoa, Chordata, Lepidosauria, Squamata, Sphaerodactylidae. The record is from RefSeq and is a predicted model, not a curated record. Gene Ontology annotation, biological process: protein localization to Golgi apparatus; Golgi to plasma membrane protein transport; Golgi to endosome transport.
AAUCAGCCAGCUGGCUCCUGCGUAAGGAAUGGCUCCCCAGUUCCGCAGCUACGUCUGGGAUCCUGCUCUCAUCGUCUCCCAAAUCGUGCUCAUGCAGGCGGUUUACUACAGCUCUCUGGGCCUUUGGUUGGCUCUGAUGGACAGCCUGCUACGGAGCAGCCUGUCCCUGGACCAGAUCUUCAGUUACGAGAUCUUGGGAUUCUCCACACCUCCUGGGAGAGUUUCUAUGAUGGCAUUUGUUCUAAACGCGCUAACCUGUGCAGUGGGCUUACUGUAUUUUGUCCGGCGUGGAAAGCAGUGCUUGGAUUUCACGGUCACCAUUCACUUUUUCCACCUGCUGAGCUGCUGGAUUUACAACAGCCGCUUUCCCACUGCUUUGACCUGGUGGCUCAUACAUACUGUGUGCACAGCACUCAUGGCUGUGAUUGGAGAAUACCUCUGUAUGAGAACUGAACUGAAGGAAAUCCCCUUAAGUUCUGCCCCCAAAUCCAAUGUAUAGGAGUCCUGUCUCAUCCAGUUGGCUUCUACAUCUUGGUGCUAA